AUGACCAACCAAGAAGAGAGAGAGAGAAAGAUAGAGAUUCCAAUCGCACCCCCCUUUUUUAGCUCACAUACUGCUUGGACUACACCCCCCACGACCGCCCCACCCACGCCUCAACCUUCAACCACCCCCGGCCUUCCCUCGCCUUCGCCUUCGCCUUCGCCCACGCAGGUUUCUCGCUCCCGUCUUUCAUUCAUGUUCGCCCCCCCCCCCCCCCCCCCCCCCUUCGAACACACACACACACACACACCUGCUGCUCACCGACCUCACCACGCCCGUCCUCUCUCACUAGCAUUUACACACACCCCUCUCGUCUCUUCCUCUACCCUGGUCUCUUGGCCUUUUUUCGCCGAUGUCUGCACCUACAGGGAUACUCCUGACCAUCAGUCCAGUCCAGUCCAGUCCGCGCUCGCUCGCUCGCUCACUCACUCACCCAUCGGUCCCAUCCACACACCCGGCCAGAUCCUGGUCCUGGUCGUGCUUGGGCGUGGUGGUGGUGGUGGUGGUGGUGCCGGGACCAGGACUGAACGGCCCUGGUAG
This is a messenger RNA of Colletotrichum higginsianum IMI 349063, 537 nucleotides long. RefSeq lists its product as uncharacterized. The transcript has 3 exons. The coding region runs from base 1 to 537 and encodes 178 amino acids. NCBI's taxonomy places the organism in Eukaryota, Fungi, Ascomycota, Sordariomycetes, Glomerellales, Glomerellaceae. The record is from RefSeq and is a predicted model, not a curated record.